AUGGAAGAAAAUCUUCAUUUCACACACUGCUAUCUCGAUGUUCCUCCCACACAUCAGAGCGGUGUUGAGCCUUCACACGUCAAACCAAGCGAUGUCGACCCGCCAACUGACAAGGAUGGUGAUGGUAUGGAAAAGAACACUGACACCAUCCACGGCUCACCUCAUCAAAGUUCAGAAGAUGACAUGAAUUCCACAAACCAGGAUGUGGAUGAUCUGGCAAACAAUCAAGAUACCAUCCACAGCUCACCUGAGAAGACCACUCAGGAGCAAAAUUCUGAUGGCGACCAGGAAGUGGAUGAUAUUGACCACGACACAGAGGAUGUCCACAAUUCCAAGUUGUGCCAGAUGUUUGUUCUUGUCCCACAUCAGCAUUAUGUGGCGGACCAGGUGAUUUUCACUAAUCCACUAGAUGUAAAAUAUAUGGUUCUCAUGCUGCACACUCUCAUAUACCCUUUUUUGGUUUGCAUUCUAGACUGUGGAUUAUGUGCACCAUCAGCCUCAGUCACCUACAACAAGCCAGAAUGA
Eruca vesicaria subsp. sativa (arugula) is the source of this 525-nucleotide messenger RNA. The record is from the annotation of a GenBank genome assembly. Lineage: Eukaryota; Viridiplantae; Streptophyta; Magnoliopsida; Brassicales; Brassicaceae.